Molecule: messenger RNA, 1521 nt
Organism: Besnoitia besnoiti
Lineage: Eukaryota; Apicomplexa; Conoidasida; Eucoccidiorida; Sarcocystidae
Exons: 1
Coding region: 1-1521 (506 amino acids)
Cellular component (GO): membrane
Source: RefSeq, a predicted model, not a curated record
AUGCGGGCAGCGACAGGAAACGGCGGCUUCCUUGCUGCCUCUGUGCGUCCGCUUCUCGGGGUCUUUGGCGUGGCAGCGUCCCUUUGGGCUGUCCCGACUCUCUCCUCAUUGCAGCCAAACGAGGUUCUCGAUGCAGAAGGAUGCACGGCCGAACAGGACUUCACGCUGAUCUUCCUUGCCACAGACACUGACAAGUCCUUCCAGUGCCCGGGGAACUGGACGCUGGACCCUUCGCUGACUGACGCUUACCAGGAGAAUGGCUCUAAACAGGACCUAGACUCCAUUUUUUAUGGAGCUACUGUGAAAAACUCCAAGAACGUUUACACGUUGACGCUUCCGGAGAGCCCAGAUCGCGAGAUGAAGACUUGGUACUACCUAUGCAAGGCUCCAUCCAAUAACGAGGAUUCCCUAGAGAGCGAUACCGUAAAACCAGAGGUCUCACCAGGUCUCGACAAUACCCAUGACAAAAACCUCGACCGAAACGAGGCCGUUGGUAACGGUAAUCAUGGAGGAAGCGGAGGAGACUCUUCGGGUCACGAGGGCAAGGAUGGCAAUAAUAACGAUUCUCUUAUAGGGCAUCCAGACAACGGUAGCCGUCCUGAGCCCCCUCCUGGCUCAGAACCUGGCGUUGGCGGUGCUGGCGUACCCGGUGCAGGUGGGAAACCCGUUGAGCCUGGCUCCUCCAAGGAGCAGGGUCCCGCUAAAAACCCUAACUCGCUGCUCCCAGAGGGCGCCGCCUCCGGGGAUCAUGCUCUUGACGCCAGCGGCCCAAACGGUCCUAAUCCCGACAACAAAGGUGACAGCUUGGAUGAAAACCUCGAAGGCCCCCAGGCCAGUGACGGCGACGUAGGUGACCUCCAGGCCGCUGGGCAGGGUAAAGGUGAAGACAGCAGCAGCAGCCAUGUAACUGUCGACAAAGACGACACCGGAAAGCAGCAAGAGGUUAAUCAUGGCGUCGUUGGCGACCCUGAAGCCAGGAGUCCACUUUUUCUCGCCCGGGGACGUGCGUCGCCGGCGGAGGCCCCUCAGGCACAGCGGAAGCAGUGCAGGAUAACCAUACAGGUCGUUCCGUCCUCCCUGAUCGAGUGCAAUGCGGGGGAGACAAAGACGGCAAGCGUGUCAGCUGCGGGACGCUCCCUCACGAUCAGAUGCGGUGAAGGACUGAAGUGGGAACCUGCAGCGCUGGAUCAGGUGUUCGACGACGCGGACGGGAAAUGUGCGUCCCAGGUCCCUCUCAACACCCUUGUCCAUGGAUCCGUCUCUGCCAAAAGUGACAGCCCGGGCGCCGAAACGACACCGAGCGACCAUACGUUGAAAAUUGACGAGCUGCCGACCACGCCGAGAGCGCUCUGCUACAAGUGCAUCGACGCGAGCCAGGGAGAGGCAGUUGAUCCCGCCACUGCAACACCAAAGGAAUGCGUGACUCGGAUCACCAUCGCAUCAGUGGCGCAUGCGGCAACGUCCGUGGCGGCCCCAAUCACACUUUUUACCGUCGUGGGGACCUAUAUUGGCAGCUACUGA